AAAAAAUAUAUUUUCCCAAACAAACAACAAAAUUUCCUAUUAAAAAAAAAAAUUAUUUUCCUUCUCUCAAAUAAAAAUAUAAAUAAAUAUAUUUUUUUAAAAACAAACAAUAAAAAAAACAAAUUACUAUUAAAGAAUCAUUUAUAAUCUAUAAUCAUGAAAUUAGAUUUCAUUCACUAUCAUGAGAACGCGGUGAUACCACAAAAUAUUUUGGUGUCCUUACCUUUGAAAUUAGAGGCUGACGAUUUGUUGGCUAAACCUAGACGGGGGAAGAUGCCAACCAGACCCCCAAAUAAUUUUUUAAUAUUCAGGACCGCAUACACCAGGGUCCUUCAAUCUAAAGGACAUUGGGAUUUAAGAAUGAGGGAAGUAACUUCUAACGCUGCAGCUGCUUGGAAGAACGCAUCAAAAGAAGUCCGAGAAGAAUGUCGGAAAUUAGCUCUUGUGGCCAAGAAGAAGCAUGAGGAAGUUUACGGUCCACCUCCUCGACAGACCCGAAGACGACGACAAACAAAUAAACGUCGUCAACCUAGACGACCAAGUCCAGCUCCGGCUCCAGCCCCAGUUUCACCUUUAAUGUUUGAGCCAUCUGCCCAUAAUACGAAUAUAAAUGCAUCAUUUUAUUUUGAUGAUUUGAUUUCUUGGCAAAAUAUUCCGUAUGAUAUGACAUUCUCACCACCAGAAAGUGAACUUGGAGAACCACAACCUCAAUUUAACUCCAUAUACCCACCUAUGUGAAUUUAAAAAAGCAUAGGAACAAAGCAAAGCAAUUUUUUCAAAUUUUUCGUUUUCUUUUUUUUUUAUUUUUUUAUUUUCAUUCUUCGUUUUCGUAAAUAUUGGCAUAAUUCAUAUAAAUAUUUUCUUAUUUUAUAUUUUUUUCUUUAUA
Rhizophagus irregularis DAOM 181602=DAOM 197198 is the source of this 886-nucleotide messenger RNA. RefSeq lists its product as uncharacterized. Lineage: Eukaryota; Fungi; Glomeromycota; Glomeromycetes; Glomerales; Glomeraceae. The record is from RefSeq and is a predicted model, not a curated record.